Messenger RNA from Branchiostoma floridae (Florida lancelet), 3080 nucleotides. Its product is annotated as kelch-like protein 9. Gene Ontology annotation, molecular function: protein binding. NCBI's taxonomy places the organism in Eukaryota, Metazoa, Chordata, Leptocardii, Amphioxiformes, Branchiostomatidae. The record is from RefSeq and is a predicted model, not a curated record. The transcript has 8 exons. The coding region runs from base 315 to 2216 and encodes 633 amino acids.
GAUGGUUUCUUCCAGUUUUACCAGUUGAAAUCAUACUACAGUAAGUGAAUCCUAAAAAGGCAUUGUUUGUGCCACAUCAUGACGACAGGUUAGACGACUUCACGGCCAUUUUCACCCGAUAUCGCUCUUCCUCCCAACAGCUGUGCAACUACUCUUAAAUGUUCAACAAUUCGACAUAAGUCUAACCCACCGUCCGAGAGUUAUGGUUCUUAAACAACACCAAGACGCAACCAGGAAGUAGACGAGACAAUUAGUUAUAUGGCCCCAAUGUGACCGAAGACAGGUAACCUUGCACUCAUGUUUGUGUGGAGAAGAUGGCUCAGAGUGGCUACCCGAAGGAUGGAGUACUGAUCGGCACGUCCCGACCUGGCGUCACGCCCAAACGUGUCAUAAAACACGUCAUCCGGUGGGAGAGCCAAGAACUUAAUUCUGACAUUGACGUGCAGAACAAUGGCCGCCGGAACUCCCGAAACUUCACAGUCACCACUCACGGCGACUACGUCCUACAGGGUUUCCGGCGCCUCAGGGACCAAAAUGACAUGUGCGACGUCACUCUCCUGGUGGAUGACGCGUCAUUUCCGGUCCACCGUGCCGUCAUGGCGUCCGUCAGUGUCUACUUCAAGUCCAUGUUCAAUCAGGAGUUCGUAGAGCGCUCGGCCGCAACGGUUCGGAUUCACGACGUCUCAGAACAGAUUAUGAGAAAAGUGAUUGACUUCGUGUACACCGGGAAGAUCGAAGUGAACGUACAAGAUGUACAGGAUGUUUUAGACGCUGCUAGCCGGUUUCAGAUCAUGGGCCUAAUGGGGGUUUGUCAGAACUUUGUAAUCAGAGAAAUUUCACUAGAGACGUGUAUCGAUAUCCUGUACAUAGCGGAGAGAUACCAUCUCACUGGCGUUGAAAACGACGUGGAUUCCUAUAUUCUUAAGAACUUCUACGCGGUGUCAAAGACGCCUGGGUUCUUCACUUUGAACAUGGAAAAACUUUGUUUCUAUCUCGGCAGUAACCGGGUGAAGGGCUGUACGGAGAUUGACUUGUUCCACGCGGCCACAAAGUGGCUGCGGCACGAGCCUGACAGACUACAGAUGGCGAGCACAGUGGUGGAGAACAUCCGUUUCCCGCUCAUCUCACCGUCAGACCUGGUGCAGUUUAUACAGAGCGCAGAGUUCAUGAGGACAGAUCCCAAAUGCAUGGCUCUACUGAAGGAGGCGGCGGACUACCAGAGGUUAAGAUUCGCCCAACCCGUGCUGGUGUCGCCAAGGACACACAUUCGGUCAGAAUGCAACUCCCUGGUUACUAUCGGUGGAGCGCACGCUGACGGCAGACCUAGUGACGUGGCGUCCUUCUACGACUAUAAGAUGAAGAAAUGGCGGACACUGGUGAACCUGGAGGUCCCCGUGAAGCAUCAUGGGAUAGCUGUCAUGGGUGGCUUCAUCUGGGUCGUCGGAGGGAUGAACAGAAACAGUGAAACUAUUGCUACAGGAUACAGGUACGACCCCUGGCGGCACGAGUGGCUGCAGAUCUCCCAGAUGAACGAGCCGCGCGCGUGUUACCACCUGGCCGUCAUCCACGACAGGCUGUACGCCAUCGCCGGCCGCCAGGGGGAGAACACCAACACCACGUCCAUCACCAUCCUACGGACCGCCGAGCGGUAUAUACCAGAGGACAACAGAUGGGAGUACAUUGCAGAGCUUCCUAACAGAACGGACUGCCCUGCCGGAGCAGUGCAUGUUGGGACGCUGUACAUCUCAGGUGGGUUCGACCAACCAGAGGGCUUCCUACCGCACAUGCGCUGUUACGACGCCAAGUUAGACCUAUGGCAGGACAGAAAGCAAAUGCCGUCUAGUCGGGGCUUUCACUCCAUGGCAGUCAUCAAGAACAAGAUUUACAUCAUUGGGGGACAUGGCAUGGACGACCGUGGUGGUUAUGACACCGACCUACUGGACGUUGACAUCUACCUGCCGGGGACGGACACGUACGAAAAGGGGCGACCCAUGUUGAGAGGACAGGGGUGUUCAGGGUGCACAGUCUUGGAUGGGACCAUUUACGUGGUAGGGGGUGGCUCGCGGGUUUCGGGGCAACCAACAAACGUCAUUUCCGUGUUCGAUUCAGUGAAGGACAGCUGGGGGGAGGUUGUCAUGGAGUUCAUCGAACCCAUGUACGGGGCCGGAUGUUGUUCUGUACUACUUCCGGCUGACAUUAUCACCGAAGAUGUGUGACUUUCGAGAUUUCCACCAGAACCUUUAAAUAACAGUCUCUGAAAUCACCAUCGGUACCAGUAUGGAAGCACCAGUAUGCCUUAAGUUGCCAUGGCCAAUAUGUGAAUUUUUUUUUGCCUACAUGUACAGAAAGAUUAUAUUGCGAUAGUGCCUUUUAAUACGUUAAUCAACCUUAUCAAAGAAAUGGUGGCCUUAACUUUGCAUAUGUUGAUAUGUAAUUGUAUAAAUUGAGCGCCAAAACUAUGUGUGGAAAAUUAAUGGAACAGGCAGGAUGUAGACGGGUCUACUUCAGUCUGCUAAAGCUGCAGAAGAGAUGUGCGAUCAGACAGAUACUACCAACAUCGCCACAAGAACAACUAUCAGCCUUAUACAUAUCUGAAGCACUAUGUUUUGACAAAUGGUUUAUCUAGCCAUGUUAUAUUAUUUUACAACUAGUGCAGUUUCGACCUGACCCACAAUGCAAUAAUGCCUUUCGGUGCCUAGUGCAGUUUUAACGUGACCUACAAUAUGCAAUGCCUUUCGGUGCCUUACAUGAAUAUUGAGCAAACUGAAUCCUCUAGCAGCAAGCUGUUUGACAUUUUUCGUACCACAGUCACUCUUUAGGUCUCUUGAGUUUCAUUAACACAGCCGGAGCCACAUAGUUCUUCUUAUGUUUCAGUUUGUCACACAGACAGGUUUUACUAAUGUACACAGUGCACCUUUGGUUGUCUGUAACUUUGUAUUAUAGACUUUCGCCUUUUGUUUUCAGUGCACAACUGACAGGAUUACGUUGUAUCUACAAGUGCUGAGGUACACCAUUUCUACAUUAACAAAUCACGCAAAGAGAAAUAAAUUGGGUACGAAACAAUCCGCAUAUUCUUCUGC